AAACAAGGAGGCCGAGACGGUGGUUCUUGGAGUUCUCGCCGGCGAGGAUGGCGAUGACUCCUUUUAGGCUCGUCUUCUAAGCCUGUUCGUCAUCUUCAUCGAACUUCCGGCGGUGCAGCUUCUGAAAUCAGAGAGGAAAAGAGUUUUUUUUUUCCCUUCUUUUGUCGAUUGUGUUUUCUACGAUUGGGUAGCUGGCGAUGAGGAAAGGCCGUGCGCAGGCGGAGAAUCGGACUAAGACGGCGGAGAGAGCUUUGGAAGCGGUGGAGACGCGGUUCCGCGGCGUUCGGAAGCGGCUCUGGGGCCGUUUCGCGGCGGAGAUUCGUGACCCCUUGAAGAAGACACGGAUCUGGCUGGGUACCUUCGACUCCGCCGAGGACGCCGCUCGCGCCUACGACGCUGCUGCUGUCGCCCUCCGAGGGCCCAAGGCCAGAACUAAUUUCCCCUUACAGCCGCCCUCAUCUUUCCCAACUAAUCUUUCCGUCGCCGCCGCGGCUUCCGGCCACUUCCCUUUUCAGAGUCCUUCACAGACCGCUCAGAAGCUGACAUCUAGCAGCCACAGCAGCACCGUGGAGUCCUCGAGCGGUCCAAGGCUGCCUUCUUCUUCGGUGCCGAUCCGUCUGCGGCAGCCAGUUGAGAGGCGGAAGGCCAAUCCUCCGGCGCCUCCGCGUCCGCUAUAUGGCGACGAUGACUGCCACAGCGACUGCGGAUCCUCUUCCUCCGUCGUCGAUGACGACGACAUCAUCAUUCCUUCCUGGCGGCAGCCACUGCCGUUUGAUCUUAACCUUCCGUAUCCAGAUGAUGAUCUCCAGGACACGGUUCUCCGCCUCUAAUGAACGUCUCUAGGCCCUGAGAAGAUCACAAAAUCGGGAAAAGUGGUCUCUUUCUUCUCUCCUGAGUUCUUCUGACUUCUCCAACGAUUACAUUCGAGCUUUGGUCUUAUACACUUCGAUCUAUAUGUACAGCGUUGAAUUGGAGCUAUGAAAGGUAAACUAUAGGCAUGUGAACACUUUGUAUUACAUGUUCUUUUUUCAUACCAACAAGAGAAACAACCCUCAACUUUAGCACUUUGUAAAGCAAAGUUAAUGAAGUGGUUAGACCAAACUAUUGUUUAGUGAUAUGGUGGGUCGAAAAGCACCGAUUCUGAGAUUGUAUUCGAAGCAUAUAUUUGACAUUUGCGAUCCAUCUGAUUCGGUUUGGUGGAGCAACAUUGAGAAGCAAGUCCUGAAGCAUGCAAAUGAAGGUUUUUUUUUUUUUGCCUUUUUGUUGUAUUGUUUAACUUUUUCUUUGGCUUUUAGGCAUCCGAUGUUGGGAGGGUUAGAAAGCUGUGUGUGAUUUAGAAUAUUUGAGAUUGUGAUGUAGAUGGAAUUAAUACCAAAUGUUCUUGAUCCUCAACUUGCUUGUGGAAUGUUUGACUUGUAAUUAAAAAUGUGGCUGUAGUUUUUUUU
This is a messenger RNA of Zingiber officinale, 1445 nucleotides long. Its product is annotated as ethylene-responsive transcription factor 3-like. The coding region runs from base 198 to 830 and encodes 210 amino acids. The transcript has 2 exons. Lineage: Eukaryota; Viridiplantae; Streptophyta; Magnoliopsida; Zingiberales; Zingiberaceae. Gene Ontology annotation, molecular function: DNA binding; DNA-binding transcription factor activity. Gene Ontology annotation, biological process: regulation of DNA-templated transcription. The record is from RefSeq and is a predicted model, not a curated record.